CGCCCGCCCGCCCGCCCGCCAUGGAGCCCUGCCCCGACGGCCCCGCCGCCUCCAGCCCAGCUGCCAUUCGUGAGGGCUGGUUCCGGGAGACGUGCAGCCUGUGGCCCGGCCAGGCCCUGUCGCUGCAGGUGGAGCAGCUGCUACACCAUCAGCGCUCGCAGUACCAGGAUAUCCUUGUCUUCCGCAGUAAGAGCUACGGCAACGUGCUGGUGUUGGACGGCGUCAUCCAGUGCACAGAGAGAGACGAGUUUUCCUACCAGGAGAUGAUAGCCAACCUGCCCCUCUGCAGCCACCGCAAUCCCCGCAAGGUGCUGAUCAUCGGCGGCGGGGAUGGGGGUGUCCUGCGGGAGGUGGUGAAGCAUCCCUCCGUGGAAUCGGUGGUCCAGUGUGAGAUCGAUGAGGAUGUCAUUCGGGUCUCCAAGAAGUUCCUGCCGGGCAUGGCCAUUGGCUACUCCAGCUCAAAGCUGACGCUACAUGUGGGUGACGGUUUUGAGUUCAUGAAACAGAACCAGGAUGCCUUCGAUGUUAUUAUCACUGACUCCUCAGACCCCAUGGGUCCUGCUGAGAGUCUCUUCAAGGAGUCCUAUUACCAGCUCAUGAAGACGGCCCUCAAGGGGGAUGGCAUCCUCUGCUGCCAAGGGGAGUGCCAGUGGCUGCACCUGGACCUCAUUAAGGAGAUGCGGCAGUUCUGCAAGUCGCUCUUCCCCGUAGUGGACUACGCGUACUGCACCAUCCCCACCUAUCCCAGCGGGCAGAUUGGCUUCAUGCUGUGCAGCAAAGACCCAAGCACCAACUUCCGGGAGCCUGUGCGGCAGCUGAUGCAGAAGCAGGUGGAACAGAUGCAGCUGAAAUACUACAACUCCGAUGUACAUCGCGCAGCCUUCAUUCUGCCCGAGUUUGCCCGCAAGGCCCUGAAUGAUGUGAGCUGAGCCCUGCUGCCACUGCAGACACCGCCCAGGAUCUGGAGCAAGGAAGCCUCCAGGGCGCCUGGGCCCUGACAGCCCUGGACAAGACCCCUGCCAGUGUGCCCGCCAACCAAGUGUUACAGGCCCCAGAAUGCUGCCCGGCCUGCCCUGCUGGGCAGACUGUCUGUCUCUCUCUGUGGGGGUCAGCCUCCACGCCUAUACCAGCUGUGUAUAGCACUGUCUCCACCUUCUGUCACCCCUUACUCACCAAACACGUGUAUUUAUAACAAA
Molecule: messenger RNA, 1196 nt
Organism: Manis javanica (Malayan pangolin)
Lineage: Eukaryota; Metazoa; Chordata; Mammalia; Pholidota; Manidae
Gene: SRM
Product: spermidine synthase
Biological process (GO): spermidine biosynthetic process
Cellular component (GO): cytosol
Molecular function (GO): spermidine synthase activity
Source: RefSeq, a predicted model, not a curated record